GGACAAAACCUCUUAGCCUAAUAAUAACAAAGCAGAGACAUUAAAUCUGCAAAUUGCAAUAAUUGUUAUCCUCUCUAUUGACUCUUUCUGCCCUGCAAGAGAAAUGGCUUAUGCUGCUAUUUCUUCACUUAUGUAUACAUUGGAACAACUCCUAAAGCCUAAUCACUCUUUGGUUUGUCCAAGUUCUACACAACAACAUGUUGAAUCUCUCUAUCAAAAUCUCUCUGCUCUGCAAGAUUUCCUUGAUGAUACUACCACAAAGGAUAUUGAAACUCUUAAGGUUAUAGAAAAGAGGAUCAGAAAUGUAGUUUACAAAGCAGAAGAUAGAAUUGAUUCAAGUCUAAGAAGCAUCAUUGUAGCAGAUCACGAGGACAAGCGGCAAAAGGCAUGUACAUCCUUUUAUGAAGAAUUGUUGAAAGUGGAACAACAAGUUUAUUUUCUCAACAAAGAGGUGAUGUUGAUCGAGUUUAACAACCAUGGAAGCAAAUCUGCAGAAUUAGCAAGAAUUUCCUCCUCACUAGAAAAAAGUACAAUCGAGGAAAAUACUAUUGUUGGGAUGGAGGAUGACUUCAACAUCAUACUUGAUCGCGUUACUACCCAAACAGACGAGUUAACUGUCAUACCAAUUUUUGGUAUGGGCGGUAUAGGUAAGACAACUCUUGCCAGAAAAGUUUAUGAUGAUUCAUACAUUCGUUCUCGAUUUGAUAAACAAGCAUGGGUCACUAUCUCUCAAGAAUACAAUGAGAGACAAAUGCUUCUUGAACUUGUCUCUUCAAUUACUGGAAGCAAGAAAGAAACAAGCGAUGAUGAACUAAUGGAGAUUGUGUAUAGAGGUCUUAAGGGUAGGAAAUUUCUAAUUGUCAUAGAUGAUAUUUGGAGUACAAAGGCUUGGGACCAAAUGCAAAGAACAUUUCCAAAUGAUGACAAUAGAAGCCGAAUUCUAUUAACCACUCGGCUUAAGUAUGUUGCUGAUUAUGUCAACUGCCCUGAUUUUCCGCCUCAUAAUAAGUCUUUUCUAAGUCAAAAUGAUAGUUGGAAUCUAUUCACCGAAAAAUUAUUCAAAAAAGAUUCGUGUCCUCCUUUACUUGUAAAAAUAGGGAAGCAUAUUGUACAACAAUGUCAAGGAUUACCUCUCUCGGUGGUUGUCGUUGCUGGACUUCUUGGAAAAAUGGACCCUACACAUGAUAAUUGGAAGAAGGUUGAGGAAAAUCUGAACUCAUUCUUUGGUACGGUGUCCGAACGGUGCCAAUCAAUUCUGUCUCUGAGCUACAAUUAUUUGCCCCAGUAUUUGAGGGCUUGUUUUCUCUAUGUUGGAGGUUUUCCUGAAGAUAUGGAGAUUGAUGUUUCCAAGUUGAUUAGGUUAUGGAUUUCAGAGCAAUUCGUAAAGGCAAGAAGCAAUAAAAGAUUAGAAGUGGUGGCAGAGGAGUAUCUACAAGAGUUAAUUGAUAGAAGUCUAAUUUUGGCUGAUAAACAAUGGGUUCAUGGAAUGAUGAGAAGUUGCAAAAUUCAUGAUCUUCUUCGCCAACUAUGCCUAAGUGAAACUCAUACUGAAAAUGUUGUGCAUGUCAUGAAUGGGAAAGUUCUCAAAGCCAUAGAUGGUCAAUGUCGAGUUAUCCUUCUGUCAAAUUAUGAAGAGAAGUAUGAUUAUUUUCCGCGACAUAGCAGUGGUAUUGUCCGUACCUUUAUUUCAAUGGGUGUAGCUUUUCCAAAAGAGAUGUGUUCCAUUAUUUCAGAGUUCAAGUUGAUUAAGGUGUUGGACGUGUUACCAGUCCUGUACGAUUUCUCUAGUGUAAUACCUGAGCUUGUACAUUUGAGAUAUGUUGCUGCAAGAAUUGAGGAAGGUCUUUCACUAGCCAAAUUGAGAAAUCUACAGACCAUAAUUCUUCAAAGAUAUUUCUCCAGACCAACAACGUUGAAGCAGCCAGUAGAUAUCUGGAGUAUGUCAGAGAUAAGACAUGUGGAUAUUCAAUUUCCACUAUAUAUAUCAAAUCCUGUUGAAGCAGAACAACCUUUGUGCCUUCUGAAUAACUUGCAAACACUUUAUCCCUAUAACUCUCCUUUUGUUGAGGAAAUCAUAAGAAGAACUCCCAAUCUAAAAAAGCUAAAGAUUUUAGAUAUAUCUGAGCAUUCUGAUUGGGCUGUUAUUCUUGAUUCUCUCAGUAUUUUACAGGAUCUGGAGACACUACACAUACAAAACAUUGAUCCGAUGAUUAUCUCUGAAGACAUUUCUCUUCCUAAUCUUAAGGAGUUGAAUUUAUCAAAUACUUGUAUUCCAUGGGAAGUUGUGAAUUUGCUGGCUAAUUUACCCAAUCUUGAGAAGCUCUAUGGGCAUGCUGCAUUCGAUGGAACAGAUUGGAAAGUAGAUGAAGAUGUUGUAUUUCACAAAUUAAAAUAUCUACGUCUAUAUACGUGCAGAGAUCUGGAAAGGUGGGAAUUAGCAGCUGGUAGUGAUAAUUUUCCGAUGCUUGAGAAUUUAAUACUGUUUGAAUUGCCUAAACUAGAGGAGAUUCCGGAGAGUAUUGGAGAAAUAAUGACACUAAAAUUCAUCCAAAUAGAAUGGUGCAGCUUUGGUGUAGAGACAAGUGCAAAGAAAAUUCAACAAGAGCAACAAAGCUUGGGAAAUUAUGAGCUUCUCAUUAAAAUUACUCCUAUACCUAUGAAGGAAUGAAAGACGAAGAGAGAGAAGGGUACUUGAAGGAAGCUGGUGCUGAUUAUAUGCUUCCACAUCUUCUCAAUUUGGUAAAGCAGAUAAAAUCAUCAUCUAUUUGCUUGGGAAGAUCUAGGGCUCUACAUAUAUAGGCUGGGAUAAGAAACCUUUACAGAAUAGGGAGACAGUGAAGGUACCACUUGUUGGACGCGUGAUUGAGGUAUCUCGUAGAGCUUUGAUGCUUUUAACACAUGCUCUAAUGGGGUUUGGAAAAGAUCCCUCCAUGUAAAUUACAGUGCACUGUUUUUAAGUGUUUCAAUUAGUUUUUACCAUGUAAGAAAUAUGUAUGUUUGCUUGAAAAAAUGUAGAGAUAAUUAUUCAGUUGAUCCAUUUGGGCCUCCAUAGACAAUUUCCAUCCUAUUAUUUAAG
Molecule: messenger RNA, 3076 nt
Organism: Solanum tuberosum (potato)
Lineage: Eukaryota; Viridiplantae; Streptophyta; Magnoliopsida; Solanales; Solanaceae
Product: putative late blight resistance protein homolog R1B-16
Exons: 6
Coding region: 104-2668 (854 amino acids)
Biological process (GO): defense response to other organism
Molecular function (GO): ADP binding
Source: RefSeq, a predicted model, not a curated record